GUCCCACAUCAUAAAACUUGAUCUUUGAGUAUUAUUUCUCCAUGGAGAUCAAACAAUUAGUUUCAGGUGGUCUCUUAGGAAUCCUCCUCCUUUCUUUCUCGCUUCCAUGCUUCAUCACAUCAUCAGCUCUGCAAGUAUUAAGAACUCCAGCUGACACAGUUGAGCAAUAUCUGUCAUCCCAUAACCGAGAACGCGCCAAGUUAGGACUCCGGCCACUUCAAUGGAGCGAGAAGCUGGCGAGCUAUGCGAACCAGUGGGCCAAUCAGAGAAGGGAUGAUUGUGCAUUGAUCCACUCCAACUCCAACUAUGGGGAGAACAUAUUUUGGGGGAGUGGAAGAGAUUGGAAAUCUGCAGACGCUGUCAAGGAAUGGGCUGCUGAGAAGCAGUACUACAACUACCAGAGCAACAGAUGUGUUCAGAACCAUGACUGUUUACACUACACACAGAUAAUUUGGAAGCAGAGCUUGUACGUUGGGUGUGGUAGGGUGACAUGUAGAAGUGGAGAUACGUUCAUCACCUGCAACUAUGAUCCACAUGGAAAUGUCAUAGGCCAGAAGCCCUUUAGAUAGGAAAUCCAUGGCUUCUGUUGGUUGGUUCUCUUCGAUGGUGGGAAUGGAAGUGGUGAUUGAUAAGGCUGCAUUUGGCAUUCGUUAUUUUAAGGACGAUUUAUCUCCUUUUUACUGUUAAAAUGUCCCUAUGAUC
This is a messenger RNA of Nelumbo nucifera (sacred lotus), 702 nucleotides long. The record is from RefSeq and is a predicted model, not a curated record. NCBI's taxonomy places the organism in Eukaryota, Viridiplantae, Streptophyta, Magnoliopsida, Proteales, Nelumbonaceae.